ACCAAGUCUUCCGGAAAGCAAUAGAAGAAGAAAAAAGCAUAACAUUUAGAGGGCAAGUUUUAGUUUAACGCAAGAAAAGCAAACUAAAGACAAUGCUGUGGCAGACUUUUAGGCCAGGAAUAUCUCUGCUUUGUCGCAGAAGUCCAUAUUUAUGUGCAUCAAGACUGUACCAUGGUGAAGUUGUCGCAACAGUCGGUUCUCAACCUGACUCGCAAUCCCUGGAGUAUCAGGAAAACUAUGAGAGAAUGAAAGCCCUGGUUGAAGAGUUGAAGGACCGAUCAGAGAGAGUGAAGUUAGGUGGAGGGGAGAAGUCCAGAAAUUUGCACACGUCUCGGGGGAAGCUCUUGCCACGAGAACGCAUCGAUGGACUACUAGAUCCAGGAUCCCCAUUCUUGGAAUUCUCCCAGUUUGCUGGGUACCAGUUGUACGGGAAGGAAGAGGUCCCAGCUGGAGGAAUAAUCACAGGAAUUGGCCGUGUUUCUGGGGUUGAGUGUGUCAUUGUAGCUAAUGAUGCCACAGUCAAAGGGGGAACGUAUUACCCAGUAACGGUGAAGAAACACCUUCGCGCACAAGAAAUAGCCCAGCAAAAUCACCUCCCAUGCAUAUACUUAGUGGACUCUGGAGGGGCCAACCUACCCAGACAGGCAGAUGUCUUCCCAGAUAAAGAACACUUUGGACGCAUUUUCUACAACCAGGCACGACUUUCUGCAGAAGGAAUAUCUCAAAUUGCAGUUGUCAUGGGCUCCUGUACAGCCGGAGGUGCCUAUGUUCCGGCCAUGGCAGAUGAGAGCAUCAUUGUGCGGAAGCAAGGUACCAUUUUUCUGGGAGGACCUCCUUUGGUUAAAGCGGCGACCGGGGAAGAGGUGUCAGCUGAAGACCUUGGAGGGGCAGAUCUCCAUUGCAGAAAGUCUGGUGUAACAGACUACUAUGCUCUCGAUGAUAGCCAUGCACUCCAUUUGGCAAGGAAGGCUGUUAAAAAUAUAAACUACCAAAAGAAACUCGAGGUUUCUACGGUUGCUCCAGAGUUGCCCCUUUACCCAGCAGAUGAAUUGUAUGGCAUUGUCGGAGCAAACUUGAAGCGUAAUUUUGAUGUCAGAGAGGUCAUAUCCAGAAUAGUUGAUGGAAGCAAAUUUGACGAGUUCAAGGCCCUGUAUGGAGACACACUUGUCACAGGGUUUGCAAGAAUAUUCGGUUACCCUGUUGGAAUCAUUGGCAACAACGGAGUCCUGUUCUCAGAAUCUGCCAAGAAAGGAACACAUUUCAUAGAAUUAUGCUGUCAAAGGAACAUUCCCCUGCUUUUUCUCCAAAAUAUAACUGGCUUCAUGGUCGGGAGGGAAUAUGAAGCAGGGGGAAUUGCCAAAGACGGAGCCAAGAUGGUGACUGCAGUUGCCUGUGCCAAUGUUCCCAAAAUUACCGUCAUCAUUGGAGGCUCGUACGGCGCGGGCAACUAUGGCAUGUGUGGAAGAGCCUACAGCCCAAGAUUCCUGUACAUGUGGCCUAACUCCCGGAUCUCUGUGAUGGGUGGAGAGCAGGCUGCCACAGUCCUCGCCACCAUCACUAAGGAUCAGAGAACAAGAGAAGGCAAAGAGUUUACAGCAGAGCAAGAAGCAGCCAUGAAAGAGCCAAUCGUGAGGCGAUUUGAAGAGGAGGGUAGUCCAUACUUCUCCAGUGCCAGGCUGUGGGAUGAUGGGAUUAUUGACCCUGCGGACACACGGAUGGUUCUGGGAUUGAGCCUUAGUGCUGCACUGAACGCACCAGUGCAGAGGACUCGAUUUGGAGUGUUCAGGAUGUAAUAAUCCAGCUAAAUACAGAAUCAAAUGGCAUAUUUCAUUUAUGCUAAUUUAGGAUUGUACAUAAAUAAUAUGUACUGUGUAUAAAUAACUUAGCUUUCAAUAACUUGAAAAAAAAAAAAAAAAAAAUCAGUAAUUCGAAUUUUGGGAAGUUGAUUUAUUCAAAUAUUUUGUUUGCUAAAUGUUUUUGAAUGUUUAAUACCGUUUCUUUUUCAUUGACUUUUUAAACUAAUGACUGUACUCAGCGUGAAUAUGUUCUCAAAAUACAGUUCAAUAAAUAAUGUUACAGGUUAAUGCAACCAA
Osmerus eperlanus (European smelt) is the source of this 2093-nucleotide messenger RNA. RefSeq names its product methylcrotonyl-CoA carboxylase subunit 2 (gene mccc2). Gene Ontology annotation, molecular function: methylcrotonoyl-CoA carboxylase activity. NCBI's taxonomy places the organism in Eukaryota, Metazoa, Chordata, Actinopteri, Osmeriformes, Osmeridae. Gene Ontology annotation, biological process: L-leucine catabolic process. Gene Ontology annotation, cellular component: methylcrotonoyl-CoA carboxylase complex; mitochondrion. The transcript is spliced from 17 exons. The record is from RefSeq and is a predicted model, not a curated record. The coding region runs from base 93 to 1793 and encodes 566 amino acids.